Messenger RNA from Abrus precatorius (Indian licorice), 2016 nucleotides. Its product is annotated as heat shock 70 kDa protein 18-like. Bases 1 to 2016 code for a protein of 671 amino acids. The record is from RefSeq and is a predicted model, not a curated record. Gene Ontology annotation, biological process: cellular response to unfolded protein; protein refolding. Gene Ontology annotation, molecular function: ATP binding; misfolded protein binding; heat shock protein binding. The transcript is spliced from 2 exons. Lineage: Eukaryota; Viridiplantae; Streptophyta; Magnoliopsida; Fabales; Fabaceae. Gene Ontology annotation, cellular component: cytoplasm.
AUGGCAGAAAGAGUGGCAAUAGGAAUCGAUUUAGGAACAACAUACUCGUGCGUUGGUGUGUGGUGUCAUGAUCGAGUGGAGAUCAUUGUGAAUGAUCAAGGCAACAGAACAACACCCUCUUAUGUUGCCUUCAAUCGCACCCAAAGAAUGAUUGGUGAUGCUGCUAAAAAUCAAGCUGCAACCAACCCCACCAACACUGUCUUUGAUGCAAAGCGAUUAAUAGGUAGAAGAUUUAGUGAUUCUGAGGUUCAGAAUGACACGAAGCUAUGGCCAUUCAAGGUUAUUAGUGAUGAUGAAAACAAACCCAAGAUUGUUGUUAAUCACAAUUCUGAGGAAAAGCAUUUUUCAGCUGAGGAAAUCUCAUCCAUGGUCUUGGCAAAGAUGCGCGAGAUUGCAGAAGAUUUCCUCAGAUCAAAAGUGAAGAAUGUUGUUAUCACUGUGCCUGCUUAUUUCAAUGACUCUCAGCGCCAAGCUACCAAAGAUGCUGGUGCCAUUGCUGGCCUCAAUGUUAUGAGAAUAAUCAAUGAACCUACUGCAGCAGCUAUUGCAUAUGGCCUUGACAUGGAAUGUUGUAAUUAUGGAAGGAGAAAUGUUUUUAUCUUUGAUCUGGGUGGUGGUACUUUGGAUGUUUCUCUGCUCAAAAUUGAGAAAAAUAAUAUUGAAGUUAAGGCCAUUACUGGAGACACUCACCUUGGUGGAGAGGAUUUUGAUAACAAAAUGAUGAACCAUUUUGUAAAGGAGUUUGAAAGAAUGAACAAAAUGGACAUUAGUGGAAACCCAAGAGCCCUUAGGAGGUUGAGGACUGCUUGUGAGAAAGCAAAGAGGGUACUCUCCAGCACUGAUGAGACCAUCAUUGAGGUAGACUCUUUGUAUCAAGGUAUUGAUCUCCAUUCAUCAAUGAGUCGUGCAAAGUUUGAGGAACUUAACAAGGAGUACUUUAACAAGUGUAUGGAGCUUGUAGAGAAGUGUCUAAUAGAUGCUAAGACGGACAAGAGUAGUGUUGAUGAUGUUGUCCUUGUGGGUGGUUCUACUAGGAUUCCCAAAGUGCAACAGCUAUUGAGGAACUUCUUUGAUGGGAAAGAUCUAUGCAAGCGCAUCAACCCUGAUGAGGCUAUUGCUUAUGGUGCUGCUGUGUUAGCUUCUAAAUUGAGUGGUGAGUGCUGUGAGAAAGUUAGAGACUUGUCACUUGGAGAAGUAACUCCUUUGUCCCUUGGACUACAGACACAUGGAGGAAUCAUGAAAACAAUAAUUCCUAGGAACACUCUCAUUCCUAUAAAGAUGGAAGAAGUGUUCACUACACAUGUUGAUAACCAAACCAAUAUCUUGAUUCAUGUUUACGAGGGUGAGAGGCAAACAGCUAUGGACAACAACUUGUUAGGUAAGUUUGUGUUGGAAAUUCCUCCAGCUCGAAGGUUUGUUCCUCAGAUUAGUGUUGGCUUUGAACUAGAUGAUGAUGGCAUCUUACAUGUCUCUGCUAAGGAGAAAAGCAGCGGAAUAAAUGAGAAGGUUACCGUAAUAAAUCACAAGGGAAGGUUAUCAAGAGGAGAGAUAGAAAGAAUGAUCUCAGAAGCUGAGAAGUACAAGGCUGCAGAUGAGAGGUAUAAGAAGAAAGUAGAAGCAAGGCAUGUAUUGGAGAGACAUGCAUUCAACUUGCAAAAUGCUAUAAAUGAUAAGGAUAUUAGUUUGAAGCUUUCCACAGAAGACGAGAAAAAAAUUAAAAAUGCAAUUGAAUUUGCCUUAAAAUGGCUUGAGCUGAAUGUGGAUGCUAAACAAGAAGAUUUUGACAAUAGGCUGAGUGUUCUUUCAAAUGUCUUUGAUGAAAUUAUUGUGAAGAUGAUAAAUUGUGAGGAUAAUCGUGUGGCUUCUGCAGGUACUGGCGCUGCCUCUUCCAGUAAUAGUGGAAAGCAUCGCUGGUUAAAAAUAUUGGCCAAAUUUGCUCUCCAGGCAGUGUAUUCAGCUAUUACAGGAAAUAUCAUUGGGUUUGUUUCUAUAGUUCUUGACACUCUGUCAAAUUAA